AUGUCUCUGGUCUGCUUCCCCUUCAAGACCGAGCACGUUCCGACGGUGCUGCGCAACGUCCAUGUAGCGGCCGAACACCCCGCAGUCUCGCUCGUCCUGCUCGUCGGCGCCUGCAGAAAUGCCUGCUUCAACGCGGUAGUCUCUGCCAUCGACGCAGUCAAUGCCUCGCCGACGCCCUUCGCCGUCCCGGUCGUGGUGCAGCAGCAGCAGCGGGUGGGCGCGCUGCGGCCGGGCAAGGGCGACGGCAUGAACUCGGCGCUUGACUACUUCCUGAGCGCGCACUUGGUGCAUGCCAACGCGCUCUCGGCGCCGCUGCAGCGCAUCCACUUCUACGACGCGGACAUUUCGUCGUUCGACGCGUCGUGGAUCACAAAGGCCGAGGCCGGCGCGGCGCUCGGCUACGACGUGGUGCGGCACUACUUCCCGCGCUCCUCCACGGACGCGCAGGUGACGUGGCAGAUCACGAAGGUCGGGUUUGCGAUGCUGUGGCCGCGCACGACGCUGCCGUGGGUGCGGCAGCCGCUGGGCGGGGAGCUGUGCCUGUCGCGCACGGCGGCGGAGGUGCUGGUGGGCGACGCGCGGUGCCGGCGGCAGAGCGACUGGGGCGUGGACACGGUGUACACGUUUGUGUGCGCGCAGAAGGGCCUGUCGCUGCUCGAGGUGUACGUGCCGCAGGGCAAGAUGCACGCGCUUUACGGCGGGCUCGGCGACCUCAAGACGAUGGUGUGCGAGUGCUUCGCGGCCGUGCAAUCGCUGCGCGGCGAGGCGGUGCGCGCCGCCGCGGCGGUGCACCAGAUCGACCCGGCGGGCGCGGCGCCGCGCGACAUCCGGCAGAAGGUGGCGUACGACGUGGAGAAGAGCCUCGGGCUGCUGCGCGCCAACUGGAGCGCGCGGCAGGAGACGCUGCUGCGGCUGUUCGGCGAGGACGUGGCCGCGCCCAUGCUGCGCGCACGCAACUGGCCCGAGUACGGCUUCAUGACCGAGCGCGUGUGGGUCGCGGCGUACCAGGUGUGUCUGCGGGAGUUUGUGCGCGGCGACGACGACUGGCGCGAGCUGCUGUUCCGGCUGUGGGUGGCGCGCGUGCUCAACUACACCAUGCGCGACGUGGUCAGGGGGUACGAGUACGCGAUGCAGGCCAACACGGAGAUGGUGAUGAAGCUGCUGGUGCAAGGGGACGAAGCGCGCGUGCCGAGCGGGGCCGCGGUGGACGGCAAGGGCGCGGCCGUUGCCGCGGCCGCCGCUGCCGGCGCGGCGCACGUGGGCGGGGUGGCGCAAGAGCGUGGCGCGGAGGCGGGGUGGCGCGAGGUGAACGUGGCGCAGCUGGCGCAGCAGGUCGAAGAGCGAGUAUCAUAG
Chondrus crispus (carragheen) is the source of this 1353-nucleotide messenger RNA. RefSeq names its product Mannosylglycerate synthase, family GT78. The transcript has a single exon. Bases 1 to 1353 code for a protein of 450 amino acids. Lineage: Eukaryota; Rhodophyta; Florideophyceae; Gigartinales; Gigartinaceae. The record is from RefSeq and is a predicted model, not a curated record.